This is a messenger RNA of Rhincodon typus (whale shark), 781 nucleotides long. RefSeq names its product claudin-16-like. The transcript is spliced from 4 exons. Gene Ontology annotation, cellular component: bicellular tight junction; plasma membrane. Gene Ontology annotation, biological process: bicellular tight junction assembly; cell adhesion. The coding region runs from base 95 to 781 and encodes 228 amino acids. The record is from RefSeq and is a predicted model, not a curated record. Gene Ontology annotation, molecular function: structural molecule activity. NCBI's taxonomy places the organism in Eukaryota, Metazoa, Chordata, Chondrichthyes, Orectolobiformes, Rhincodontidae.
UGCGAGCGAAGGACUGAGAUCUGGGACUGUGAGCUGUUUGUUGACCUCCCGAGUGUUGAUUGCACUUUGGUAGUCCAGGCUGAGACGGGCUAGGAUGAGGCAGGUGCUGCAGUUUGUGGCUUUCUUCAUUUCCCUGGUUUCUGCCUGCUUUCUUAUAGUGGCCACAUGGACAGACUGCUGGAUGGUGAACGCAGAUGAUAGUUUGGAGGUGAGCCAGAAAUGCCGAGGGCUCUGGUGGGAAUGUGUCACAAGUACAGUAGAUGGGAUUCGAACAUGCGAUGACUACGAUUCAAUUCUGUCUGACCUUCCCUUGAAGUUGGUGAUGACACGGGCUCUGAUGAUCACUGCGGAUAUCUUGGCUGGAUUCGCCUUCAUCAUCCUUAUCCUUGGGCUGGACUGCACCAAAUUCCUCAAGGAUAAUCCAGCCAUUAAACUGAGAAUUUGUUUUAUUGCAGGAAUUACCUUGCUGAUAGGAGGGAUUCCAGGGAUGAUUGGUUCGGUUUGGUACGCUGUUGACGUGUAUGUGGAGCGAACCACCUUGGUCAUUCAGAACAUCUUCCUGGGCAUCCAGUAUCAGUGGGGCUGGUCUUGCUGGCUGGGCAUGGCUGGAUCAAUGGGCUGCUUCCUCUCAGGGUCUGUCCUUGCCUGCUGCAUCUACCCUUUUAAAGGUGGGAAGCUCUCCAUUGUCUUUAUCAAUGUAAUGUUAUUCCGCCCUCAUGUGAAGGCACCUCCGCUCUGUCCAUUCUCCGUGAGUUAUUUAGCCCGGGGAAUUCAGAGUUGA